Molecule: messenger RNA, 2039 nt
Organism: Mauremys reevesii (Reeves's turtle)
Lineage: Eukaryota; Metazoa; Chordata; Testudines; Geoemydidae
Gene: IQANK1
Product: IQ motif and ankyrin repeat containing 1
Exons: 15
Coding region: 95-1984 (629 amino acids)
Biological process (GO): regulation of barbed-end actin filament capping
Cellular component (GO): cytoplasm; nucleus
Molecular function (GO): protein binding
Source: RefSeq, a predicted model, not a curated record
AGGAAGUGGGCGGGGUUCUGAUCUGUGGCGGUCACUUCACCAACUGGGGCGUGACGUGUGGGGUUCAGACCCGCCCUUUCAAUUCCGGACGGGAAUGGGUGCACUUCCGGCGUCGCCGUUGCCUGGUGACGGUUGGGGGCGGCUGCCGUUACGGGCGGAGGCCGAGCGCUCAUGUGGGCGACCCCGGGACAGCAGGUCGGGGCCCACGGCGCUGGCAGGGGAAAUGAGUGACAGGAAAGCAGCAGGAAAAGCUGCAGCUCAGAAAGGUUCCAAACCAGCUUCACUGGUGAAGAAAUCAGGAACGGCAUCUAGAAAACCAGCAUUAGGCCAGCAAGCUGAGAGGAAAGGCACAACUAAGGAAGAGAGCAGCUCCAAGCUCCCAAGGAAAUCCAGCAAUAAGCAGAAUGAGCCAGCCCUAAUACACAGCCCGCAUAUAGAACUGAACUACAAAGAAAAGGCUGUGCUAACGUUGCAGUGUGCUUUCCGUCGCAUCCUGGCAUGCAGAGCAAGGGAGAAGCGCCUUAGGGAGCAGAGAGAAUAUACAGAGUUAAUGGAGCGCCUCCAGAGAGAGGCCUUCAUUGCGAUGGUGAAGAAGGAGCAGGAAGAAGCUGAACGAGAGAGACAGAAAGAGGAAGAAAAAAAGAAGCAGCAACGAGAAAUACAACAAAGGAAGAAACGGAUGCUGGAGGCAGCAUUUGAUGGGGAUGUGGAAGAGAUGAAGGCUGUGCUAAAGGUGUCAGAUUUGGAUACUAAGAAUGGUGUGGGUACCGAUGAAAAAGGGAAGGCCACGCGUCUCUGUAAUCACAUCGACAUGGUGGAGUGCACUGACGCUAAUGGGAACACCCCCCUUUCGGAGGCAGCAGGAGGUGGCCACCCCAGUGCUAUCAAGCUGCUGAUAGAAAAUGGAGCCAAUCCCAACUGCAAGGGAGCUUUUGGCAGGACCCCGCUUUAUCGUGCUGCUUUUGGUGGUCACAUGGCUGCAGUGGAGAUGCUUCUUCAAUAUGGAGCAGACCCCAGACUUUAUGCUGAUGAUGGCAACACGCCUGAACAAAUUGCUUCUUUGGACAGCUUGGUUGCCAUUCUGCACUCCUGGGACAUCAGCCUGACCGAGCUGAUGCUACAGAAGAUGGAGGCAGAACAGCAAAGAAGAGUUUUGCUGGAAAAGAAGCAGAAAGAAGCUGAGACUCACCGAAUGAGCGAGGAGGUGGAGCAGCUGGCUAAAGCACAGGAGAGAUGUAACAAGGAGCUGCAGCAGGCCUACUGUGAACUGAACAGGAGAAUCACGGAGCAUGACAAGUGUCAGAGAAAGCAGAUGGUCAAUGCAGAGCUGACCCUGCAGGCAAUUGGUGAUGCAGAGAUGUUGGUGGAGACUCUACGUCUGGCUGCUGAGAAAGCAGAGGAGAAACUGUCCCUGGCCAGGCUCAGGUUGCGAGAACAGACUCAGGAAGGGGUGGGGGAUGAAUUCCAAGGGCUGAAGUGCUCCGUACCAGAGCUUGAUGAUGUGCUAUUGAAGGAUGUGGGAGGCAAAAUCCAUUCAGAUGGACGAUGGCCAUUAAUCAUUGAUCCAUCUGGACAGGCUGCAACUUUCCUGCGGUAUCGAGACACAAAUUACUUGAAUACACUGAACCCAAACGAUAUGAACAUGGAGACCAUUCGACUGGCCUUGCUGGGGGCCCUCCGAUAUGGAAAGCCAGUGGUGUUUGACAUGAUGGAAGUGAACAUGUUUGAUGCUGUGAAGAGGCAGUUGGAGGGAAUAGAGUCUGGAAUGGCAGAGGCAAUUCUGAGCAAGCAGAUACUGCAGAGUGAAAGGUACCUGUCCUUAGUCAGGGCAACAGAUGGACCAGAGUAUUCACCGACUGAAUUUCAAGCAACUAGACUUGGAAACUUUAAAUUAUUUGUUGUCAUCAAACGUCACCAGCCCCCUGAGGAAUUGCUCCAAAUUCUCCUUCCAAUUCGGGUCAUUCUGGUCAAGUGCAGCCUGUAGGUAUGGGGCAACAGGCAGCAAGUGGAGUAGCAGCUGGUGUCUCAUUAAAGUGAAA